Pungitius pungitius (ninespine stickleback) is the source of this 1913-nucleotide messenger RNA. RefSeq lists its product as uncharacterized. The transcript has 2 exons. NCBI's taxonomy places the organism in Eukaryota, Metazoa, Chordata, Actinopteri, Perciformes, Gasterosteidae. Bases 447 to 1115 code for a protein of 222 amino acids. The record is from RefSeq and is a predicted model, not a curated record.
CACGUCAUAGUUACUGAUAAAUAUCAAUCCUAACAUUUGAGGUGUUGUGUAAAUGUAUGAUUUUAGUAUAUAUUGCAAAUCGAGCUCCACAUCGUCGCUGUGUCUUUGUUUUAAGGAAAAACCACGUUGGGAGACACUAAUCUGCUCCAACGUUUCCUGGGUAUAGUUUUGCGCAUGCGCGCUCCCCGCGUCCUGUUUUAAUAAAAAAAAAAAAAAAAAAUCCACUCGAAAAUGGCCGCCUCUCUAAACCUCUGCCUAAGGAUUAAACGAGCAUGAACUGAAUAAAAUAUGAUGCCGACAUCGCUGUCCAGCUUCAAGACGAUAGCCAUGGCCGCGAGGGUGUAGUUUGUGCGCCAUCUUCACAAAGAUGUGACUGCCAGAGAAGAGAAACGUAUGCGUUCCGAAAUUAACCCUUUCCUUCUAACAUCCACCAAGAAAAAAAGAAAAUGAUGCACCAAGUGACCAGCAGCAACAGUGACUAUUGUAUGGGUGGGCUGGCCGAGGACUGCCACCCAGCCAGCCACUUCGACUUAUGUAGCACACAGUCCAGCAAAUUCUACCCUUCUCCGACCACCCCUGGUUUGCAGCUGUCCCUCGCCGGCUUAGCCCCUCUGCCGCAGGGCAUGCACAAGGCCAUGGUCUGUCAAAUCCAAGACACCCAGAACAACUUCCAGCCUCAGGCGGUGAGAGUCCGGGGCGGUGAGGCCGCGGGGGCCGAGGGCCCCAAGAAGAAGAAGGGCAUAGUGAAGUCGGGGCGUCGAGGGAGGCCGUCGGGGACGACAAAGUCAGCUGGUUACCGCACGAGUACUGGACGUCCACUUGGGACAACUAGAGCGGCCGGGUUUAAAACCAGCCCGGGGAGGCCUCUUGGUACCACCAAAGCAGCGGGAUACAAGGUCAGUCCCGGAAGGCCCCCCGGCAGCAUCAAGAGUCCGGCCCGGCUCAAGAAGAUGGAGUUUGAUUGUGACGGCGCCAAGAAACUGGACUUUAGCCAAUGCAGUGUGCCCAAGAAACUGGACUUUGCUAGUUGUGAUGUUCCGCCGUUUUCAUACCCUAUGAUGGAGAAAAGACCCCUCGGCGAGUCCAGUGGCAAAGUGGAUGAAACCAGCGAAUAGAUGUGCAGUGUACUCUUCCCCCCCCCUCCCCCCCCCGGUGCUUGAAAAAACAUUUGAGUGAAUGAGCGAGAAGAUACGGAAAAUGUUUCUCACAAAUGUUGGGGAAAAUAACUUUUUGACGUUCAGAAAUGGAUCCAAAGGAGUGUUUCUACAGUGAUUGACAUUUUCUUCAUCUUCUCAUAAUUAAAGUCUAUUAAAAGUGUAAUUCCAGUUUGGCAGAAAUGCAUGCAUUACGAAAUAAUCACACCAAUCAGUAUCUGUGAAAAAAGCACUUGGUGGUGCAGACUUCACUAUAGCGGGACUCCUUUUUGUACUUGUGUGUGACAUUUAAUUCUUCUCUGCCUGUUCAUUUCCAUGGCUGAUUUUUUUAUUACAUUAUUAAAGAUGUAAGUACAGCCAGUCAAAUCAGCUGUUUCCUGAGUCCAACUAUGUGGAUGUAUAGUUGUCCUUUCUGUGUUUUACAAUUUAAAUGUUGUUUUUUUGUAACAUUAUCAUACCUAAAAUAAGACUGCAUUACAUUUUUAUUUCACUUAAAUCAUUUUAUUCAAAAUAAUUAUCUUUUUGUAUACAGUAUUUGUAAUUUUGGCAAUAUGAAUAUCAUUUAGUAUGUAUUGUGACGGCCUGUUUUCCUCCCCAAACUCACUUGAUAAGCGCUUCCAGACUUACAUGUAUGUUGUUAUUGCUGUUAAUUAGGAAAGAAAAAACUCCACGAAACAUGCUCUGCUUUCUGAUCUAUGUAAUAAAUGGAAAUGUGCUGUGUGUGAAGCCAAAAUAAAAGAAAUAGUCUUUUCCACGUAA